UUUAGCUCAGUGCAGCUCUGUCUGCCUUGUCAUUCUCUUCAGACAGCCGGGGGGAAGUGAGAUAAAGGAGCACUGACACUCCAGACACUCACAGAGGAGAGGAGAGACAGAGACAGCUUUCAACACGCAGGGAACUCUGGAAGACUUCUGAAACCAACACUGAGACCGAUGGUCACUGACUGACUGAUCCUCCCGUUGGCUCGGUUAUUUUAUUUUUAUCCAGUGAGGCAAGAAGAUUCUUCCACAGCCAAGGAGUGAUGUCAACACUGGACCAGAAUGUCAGGAUAGUGUGGGACUAAAGGGUUCAUGGUUGAUGGAAGAGGAGUACGCUGAAUUGCCUGAUUGCAGAACUGAGCACUCACAGAAGACUGACUCUUCUUCACCUGUGUGACGUGUAGGUUUUUUGUCAUCUCAGACAAGCCAUCUCAGUGUGGAUCAGGACCAUGAACGUUCUACCUAACCCCAUGACCAGGGCCCAUCAGGAGCAGCCUCUCCCUCUCUGCUCCCAGGGGGCCCACCUCCAGGACGUCACUUCCAGGUGUCCUCCAGGGCUUGGUGCUGGUCAUGGGGGCAGGCUGAGGGCCAUUGGGGGCCUCCUGGGGCCCCAGAGACCAGGCAAGCCCCCGCGGGAGCUGAACCAUGAGGAGCAGCAGGAUCUGAGGAGGAAGAUCAACAGCCGGGAGAGGAAGAGGAUGCAGGACCUGAACGUUGCCAUGGACGCUCUGAGGGAGGUGAUGGUGCCUUACGCCUCCUCCUCUCCUUCCUCCUCGUCCUCCUCCCAGGGGCCACACUCGCACCAGCAGCAGCCAGGGGUCCCACCCGGACGCAGGCUCUCCAAGAUCUCCACCUUGGUCCUGGCCCGUAACUACAUCCUCCUGUUGGGCUCGUCUCUGCAAGAGAUGCGCCGGCUCCUGGGGGAGGUGAGUGUUGGGGUGGGGGUCGGUAUGGGGGUGAACGCAGGACCCGUCCCCAGGCUGCUCCUAGCCGGCGGGUGGCCCCUCCUCACCGGCCCCAGUCAGCUCCUCCUCUCCCCAGAGUCUCUCCUGACAUCGGCCUCAUCCUCCAAGUGUCCCUUGCUGCCCCCUGGUCACUUGGAGGGCCCCAGUGCCCCGGUGCACUGGGGCUCGGCUGGAGAUCCUGGUGGUCCCCUCUGCCCCUGUGGGAUGUGCAGGCUGCCCAGGUUCAGCCACCCCAGCCCUGGACCCAGGUUCCCCAAGUGAAGCCUGGCUAGGACCCCCCUCUGAUGUGUUCUGGUUGGGGAAGAGGUUGCCUUCUGAUCUGCUACAAUGACUGAUUACUUCUGAGUGGAUGGACUUCUGGUUAUGGUUAUAAACAUUUUCUGAAGAGUUUACAUGUUAUUUUUGUAUGAGUUUUUUCUUUCUCAUGUCUGACUAAUCCAAUGAUAACUUUGUUGUAAUGGACCUUGUCGAUUAGGUUUUUAUUAAUCUCUAGUGGACAGAUUUUCGUGGACAGAUGAAUCUGUCAAGUCUCACGUGUAAUUAUGUGAAAUGAGCAGCAGUAGUUCCUGGUUUGGGGUUUUUGACGUUGAUAAUUUUGGAAAAUCAGGAUUGGCGAAUGUGGCGCUUAAACGGGUGCAGUGAUUUUCAAAGCUCGUGUGCGGAUGAUAAAUGGUUUCCAAGUCAAAAUUGGAUGUAUCGUAAAAAAUGUAUGAAAAAUUUGCUUUUUGGCCACGACAAAACACGGGUGAAAUUCGCAGAAGGGAGGGGUUUGGCCAAGAGUUUCCAUUUGAGAGGGAGGAGACAUCACUUCCAUCCCUUGCACAAAGGUAAUCACAAUUGUUAACAGCAUUUCCCCAGAAGUAAAACAGGAAAUGUCAAACUUUCACGAGAUAAUUUUACUUCUGGGUAACCCGAAAUUAGGUUUUUUAUUGGUGACUGUGGUCAGUGAAAGUCAAUGUCUUUUACAUUUUAUGAACAAAUUCUAAUUUAUAUGAUAAUAGAUCUGCAUAAGUUCUAACACAGCAAAUAAAUUGUAAUUUACUAUUUUAACAAAGAUA
Coregonus clupeaformis (lake whitefish) is the source of this 2017-nucleotide messenger RNA. RefSeq names its product oligodendrocyte transcription factor 1 (gene olig1). The record is from RefSeq and is a predicted model, not a curated record. Lineage: Eukaryota; Metazoa; Chordata; Actinopteri; Salmoniformes; Salmonidae. The coding region runs from base 444 to 1220 and encodes 258 amino acids. The transcript has a single exon. Gene Ontology annotation, molecular function: protein dimerization activity.